Messenger RNA from Babesia bovis T2Bo, 696 nucleotides. RefSeq names its product RNA polymerase Rpb4 family protein. The record is from RefSeq and is a predicted model, not a curated record. The transcript is spliced from 3 exons. Gene Ontology annotation, cellular component: P-body; RNA polymerase II, core complex. Gene Ontology annotation, biological process: mRNA export from nucleus in response to heat stress; transcription initiation at RNA polymerase II promoter; nuclear-transcribed mRNA catabolic process, deadenylation-dependent decay. Gene Ontology annotation, molecular function: nucleotide binding; translation initiation factor binding. Lineage: Eukaryota; Apicomplexa; Aconoidasida; Piroplasmida; Babesiidae. Bases 228 to 617 code for a protein of 129 amino acids.
AAGCAGCGUUAAUUGCGCUGCUAGUAUCUGUAAUCUGUUGUGUAGUUUUUAUUACGAUUUCUAGUAUCGUAGCCAUCCAUUUUUAUAAACAUAUCCCAGAGAAUGUGUACCUUCUGUACUGUUGCGGCGUAGUUUGGGAUUGCCAUACUACCGCGUCAUAUAAAAUCGCAUUUGAUAUUCUAUACAAACGUUUAUGCUAGUGGUAACCCAAAGGUCAAUUUGAAUUCAUGGAUACGUGGAAGGAAUAUAAUCAGGUUGAGGUGGACGAGGAACUGAAGAAUGCCAAAUGCCUCAACUUAUGUGAGCUACACCUUAUUUUGGGUGAUCAACUACGCCUGCAACACAAAAGAAAUGAAAACGCUAAACAGUUAAUCAAGACAUCUCACGAAUAUGCAAGCAGAUUUGCCAUAUUAAAGUUUAGAAGUGCUAUUGUAGAUAUUAGAACAACCAUCGAACGAGAAGGGUCUUUGCACGAAUUUGAGAUGGCCAGCGUGGUAAAUCUGCUGCCCAAAUCAGUGGAUGAAGCAAAGUCACUCAUACCGUCACUCUGGCGCAUUCCAGAUGAACGUAUUGACGACAUACUGGAAUUGCUAGAGGGAUACAGAGCUCAGUCGUGAUUAAUCUUUUCACGUAAGAAAGUCACAGAGAACAUCAAUGUUCGUGCUUUAUGCGUAAAAUCUGACUUAUCACGAGAGA